AUGCCUGAUUCGACGGAUCUGUGCCCCAAUUGUCCAGAUACGCCUCCUUCAGAUACUGAAGACAUCAACUGGAUCCAGUGCGAUAUCUGUCGCCAGUGGUUCCAUACUACAUGUAUAGGAACCAAGGAAGAGGAUAUAGCCGAGAUUGCCUCGUACCACUGUGCCAAAUGUGCUAAGAAACAUGGGCCCUCGCAGCUACGAAGGCUCCUGAAACGUGCUAGGGUGAAGAUUGACUAUGUGGCGCUAGAUCAGGGCGAGACGUUUGCAGUCGAUAAGAGCGUGCAUCCUCAUGUUCCCAGCUUUAAGGAAUUCGGGCCUGAGGUGGACCCAAAGGCGAAGAAACAGGUUUAUGUUGAUAUUUUGGCUAGUGACGAGCUUACCAAGGAGUAUGUCUUGGCUACUGGUUUGCCUAGACCGGUUUUGGUGCCUCGAGUGGUGCCUGAAGAAGCUGGAAUGAGCCUACCGUGUAAGCGUGAGGACGUGACUGUCUCCUGGAUUGCUUCUUUGGUUGGCGAAGAAGAGUCUGUUGAAGUUAUGGACGUUCUUUCUCAGCAAAGUGAAUCGCCAGGAUGGAACUUGGGCCAGUGGAAGAAGUACUUCUACAUGCGUGAGAAAGACCGUAUUCGGAACGUGAUUUCGCUCGAAGUGUCUGAUGUUAAGGGUCUUGGCGAUAUAUUCGUGAGGCCACAAAUGGUACGAGACAUGGAUCUUGUGGAUAAGGUUUGGCUGCAAAAUGACACCGAUGAGGAGAGACCUAAGGUCACCACGUACUGUCUAAUGUCAAUUGCUGGUUCGUAUACAGACUUCCACAUCGACUUCAGCGGGACGCCCGUCUACUAUACAAUUUGCCAUGGCAGCAAGACCUUCCUCAUGUACCCGCCCACCAAAGAGAACCUCGAAUUAUACACCAGCUGGUGCAAAGAACCACAGCAAAACUUCACCUGGUUCGGCACUUACAGCAAAAGAAUCAAUGGCAAGAAACUAAUACCCUCUGGAGGUUUCAAGGUUAACCUUGCAGAAGGUGACCUCUUCAUAAUACCAAGCGGCUGGAUCCACUCGGUCUAUACUCCGCAGGAUUCCGUUAUCAUAGGCGGCAACUACCUCACCGUGAAAGAUAUCCCCAUGCACUUGCAGAUCUAUAAUAUUGAAAAAACCACCGGCGUCCCCCUGCGCUACAGAUUCCCCAAAUUCAACCGUGUCUUGUGGCUUACCAGCUAUUACUAUUUAAACCACCAGGAGGAGUUUCUACAAGACUGUCUUUCCAAGGGCGCGGCGAAACCAAACAUGCAUCUGUCUGAGGCUUUGCAGCUGGCCAGCCAAAUAAUAUAUACACUUGUGGCCCACUUGACUGAACAUUACGAGCUCGGGAAAACGAAACCGGUGGCCAAAAAGGCAAUUCCAACAGCUAUAAUCGGCAAAGACGUUCCACAGUUUUUGGAAAAACUCAACAAGUGGGCUGCCCAGAUACCAAGCGUUUAA
Messenger RNA from Candidozyma haemuli, 1479 nucleotides. Its product is annotated as [Histone H3]-lysine-36 demethylase. Gene Ontology annotation, biological process: regulation of transcription by RNA polymerase II; protein demethylation. The coding region runs from base 1 to 1479 and encodes 492 amino acids. Gene Ontology annotation, molecular function: histone demethylase activity; transcription coregulator activity. The transcript has a single exon. The record is from RefSeq and is a predicted model, not a curated record. Lineage: Eukaryota; Fungi; Ascomycota; Pichiomycetes; Serinales; Metschnikowiaceae.